This is a messenger RNA of Entrophospora sp. SA101, 4269 nucleotides long. NCBI's taxonomy places the organism in Eukaryota, Fungi, Glomeromycota, Glomeromycetes, Entrophosporales, Entrophosporaceae. The record is from the annotation of a GenBank genome assembly.
AUGUACAAAUUCAGAUAUUAUAAUUCCCUGGCCGACAAAAAAUUAGCAAAAUAUCCACAAAUAAAUAAGUUGGAACAAACAACUGGAGUUUCAAAAACUUACCUUGCAGCUGGCGUUUUAGGCAUUGUAUCUAUUUUGAUAUUUUUCAAUUUUUGGGGAGAAUUACUCUCUAACCUUAUCGGAUGGCUUUAUCCUGAUUCAUUUGAAAGAGCAUAUGAGUGUUUAGAUGUUUCUGAACAUUCUUCUUCUUCCACUUUCAAUAAUAUAUCAAACGAUCCUCCAGGAAUAUCUGGAUUUUCCACUGGCUCUGGAAGAGGAAUUAAUCCUGUAUCAAAAGAAUCAAUGGAAAAAGCAUACAAAUGUUUGGAUGUUCCCACCAAUUUAUCAUCACCAUCUACUAAUUCCAAUAAUAAUCCUUCGGGAAUAUUUGGAUUCUCCACUGGCUCUGGAAGAGAAAUUAAUCCUUUAUCAAAAGAAUCAAUAGAAAAAGCAUACAAGUUUUUGGACAUUCCUACUGAUUUAUCAUCACCAUCUACCAAUUUCAAUAAUAUAUCAAAUAAUCCUUCAGGAAUAUCUGGAUUUUCCACUGGCUCUGGAAAAGGAAUUAAUCCUGUAUCAAAAGAAUCAAUGGAAAAAGCAUACAAAUGUUUGGACGUUCCUACUGAUUUAUCAUCACCAUCUACUAAUUCCAAUAAUAUAUCAAAUAAUCCUUCAGGAAUACCUGGAUUUUCCACUGGCUCUGGAAGAGGAAUUAAUCCUGUAUCAAAAGAAUCAAUGGAAAAAGCAUAUAAAUGUUUGGAUGUUCCCACCCAUUCAUUAUUACCAUCUAUUAAUUCCAAUAAUAUGUCAAAUAAUACUUUGGGAAUAUCUGGAUUUUCUGCUGGCUCUGGAAAAGGAAUUAAUCCUGUAUCAAAAGAAUCAAUGGAAAAAGCAUACAAAUGUUUGGACGUUCCUACUGAUUUAUCAUCACCAUCUACUAAUUCCAAUAAUAUAUCAAAUAAUCCUUCAGGAAUACCUGGAUUUUCCACUGGCUCUGGAAGAGAAAUUAAUCCUGUAUCAAAAGAAUCAAUGGAAAAAGCAUAUAAAUAUUCAUUUGAAAGAGCAUAUGAGUGUUUAGAUGUUUCUGAACAUUCUUCUUCUUCCAAUUUCAAUAAUAUAUCAAAUAAUCCUUCAGGAAUAUUCGGAUUCUCCACUGUCACUGGAAGAGAAAUUGAUCCUUUAUCAAAAGAAUCAAUGGAAAAAGUAUACAAGUUUUUGGAUGUUCCUACUGAUUUAUCAUCACCAUCUACCAAUUUCAAUAAUAUAUCAAACAAUCCUUCAGGAAUAUCUGGAUUUUCCACUGGCUCUGGAAGAGGAAUUAAUCCUGUAUCAAAAGAAUCAAUGGAAAAAGCAUACAAAUGUUUGGACAUUCCUGCCCAAUCAUCAUCACCAUCUAUUAAUUCCAAUAAUAUAUCAAAUAAUACUUUGGGAAUAUCUAGAUUUUCCACUGGUUCUAGAAGAGGAAUUAAUCCUGUAUCAAAAGAAUCAACGGAAGAAGCAUACAAGCAUUUGGAUGUUUCUGAACAAUCUUCUUCAAAUAUCAGACCUUUAAAAGAUAAUGAUAUAAAAAAGUUUAGAAAACCUAUAAAAAGUGCAACAAUCUCUUCAUCAAUCAAUAAUAAUAAUAAUGAUGAUGAUGAUAAUAUUAGCACUAAAUUCUUUGAAUUGUCAUCAUCUGUACCUAGAAACACUAUGGGAAACUUGGUAUAUCAUCAUCCUUUGAAAUUUACUGAACAAAACUUAUUAAAUUUUGAAAUACCAACAGAUGUUUUAUACAUAAAUCCAUCUAAUGCCACUCAUUAUAGUUUCGUUUGGCCAAGACUUUUUUCAAAAUCAGAUUCCCAACUACAACAAAAAACAUGGGACCCAAAUGAGGCAUUAUCAUGUUUAAUUGAAUAUGGUGCUAAUCCUAAACUGAUAGAUGAACAAUGGGUGCUGGAUCAUUACAAAUGGAUAGUAUGGAAAAUAACUAUACUUGAUCAAUUAAGAUAUAGAUAUGAAAGAGAAAUAAAUUGUGCACACAGAUCUUCUAUUAAAUUAAUUGUAGAAGGUGAUACUUCACCAUCAUGGCCUAUUGUUCUUUGUGUAUCAAAUAUAAUUGAUGAUAAAAUUCCUAUUGAUUCAAAAUUUUCACUUGAAUUGACUGAUGGCUGGUAUAAGAUUCAUACAUGUAUUGAUCCACCAUUACAACGAGCUAUAAUGAAAUCUAAAAUAAAAAUAGGCUCCAAACUUGAAAUUUGUGGUGCAAAAGUUUAUGGAGAAUCUGUUGGCAAAACAUCAGUAUUAGAAGCAACAAAUUCCAUAUACUUGAAAUUAUCAGGAAAUUCAACAAAACCAGCUCAUUGGAACUCCAAACUUGGAUUUGGAAAGUUUAGACCUUUUGCUUUGUUAAAUAGUCUUACCCCAGAUGGUGGGUUUAUUUUUGCCAUUGAUGUUGUGGUAAUGCGAAAAUAUCCUUUGAUGUACCGUGAAACAACUAAAGAUGGAAUAUAUAUUAUGCGUAAUGAAAAAGGAGAGGAACUGGCUCAAAGAAAAUUUACAGAACAGAUGCAGGAAAAGGUGUUAUCCUUACUAGAAAUUUAUCAUAAAGUAGGAAUAGGUGGUGAUGAUUCAGCAAAUAAUAAUAUCAGGCAAAAACAAGCAAUAACUAAACAAUUUGUGAAUAGUCUCACAUCUGGAGAAGAAAUAUUUAAUUUAUUACAUGAGAAUAUUGAGGAUUCUAAUAGGAUAUUUGAAUAUUUGAGCUCUGAUCAGAUUAGGUGGUUAAAUGAUUGGCUGAAUAGAAAAACGAUAAGUGAUUUAAAUGAAAAGAAUGAUUGGCUUAAUGAGCAGUUGGAAUCAAUGGAUUUGAAGUGUGUUCGUUCUGUUGUUCCAUUCUUUAAAGUACGUGUGUGUGAUUAUCAUGAAACUGUUAGAGAAGUUCGAUCCAGGGUUAAAAGAGAAGCAUUGAUCACCAUAUGGAGUCCUAGCAGUUCUUUAUAUGAUUCUAUUUGUGAAGGACAAAGAAAUCACAUAUAUUCAUUGAUGGUGGCCAAUAAUCAAUCAUAUGAUCCAAGUUUAUCAACAACAAUUCCUUUAAUACGUCUCACAUCAAUAGGACAUACAACAAUAUGGAGAGAACAACAAGCCAAUUUAAACAAAAUCAGAAAUUCAUUAUAUAAUCUACGAGUUGUUACAAGUUGUGAUGAAUUAGAGAUGACAAUGAGGACAAAUCAUCAUCAUUAUCAAAAAGAACAUGAUAUGGUAGUAAUUGUGUUGGUAGUUGGGGAAAUUGUGGAGAAGAUACAAUAUGGAAUCACUAUAGAAAUACAAACUGCAAUAGCUACAGAUACAAGUGGGCAGCUUGUGUUCAUUGAAUUCAAUAAGUCAUUCUUUAUUAAUUUGAAUAAUUUAUUAAUACCAAAGUCCAUAUUGACCAUAAUCAACUUAAAGCAUACUGGUUAUGAUUCAAAUCAUCAAGUCCACAUACUUUCGACAUGUGAUGAGACAGGGAUCAGACAAUUUCCUCAUGAAGAUUACUUGAAGCAAGCUAAAUCAAGACUUGAAACUUGGGUCAAAGUCAAUGAGUCAGUUCUUAAUAACACAAACUAUAAAAGAGUUCUUACAAAUUCUAUUAACAAUAACUUUCCUAAAAAAGAACAACUUCUUAAGGCAAAACAUGACUGGGUAGCAGUACAUGUUUCUGUACGCAUACCUAUAAUUAAGACUUCUGAGAGAUCCGAAAGAAUAUUGUCUGAUGCAAAAUCCAAAGAACAUAGUAGAAUCCAAAAGACUACGUGUCAAGUAAGAUUCGAAGAAAAUAUGUCUCAUGAAGUAGGAUUUGAAAGACUACGUAAUAAAUAUAAAUCUAUUCUCAAAGAUUGGUGGAAAAUCUCAACAACUAUGAUGGUGGUUGUGAUAGAUACCACAAGCGAAGAGUCUGAUGAUAUCACUUUAGUAGAAUUUAACAGCUAUGAGAUUAAAAAUAAAAUCUCAAAUGUAAUCUGCGAUAACAUACAAAAUGAAGAAUUAGAUCCACAAGAUUUACUUCCUAAUGGCAUUAUUAAUCAUACUUUUUUACAAAAUUAUCAUAAAAGAUUGUUUGACCUCAUUGUGAAACAAAACUGUUUAAAUGAAUUAUUAUGGAGUAGAGUUGAACUACAUCGAUAUAAAAUGAAGUUGGCGAUUGAAGAAAAAAAUUUUAUAUGCAGUCAUAUUAAGUAUGGAAAUUGUACUGCACCUAACGGUUGA